AGCCGCACCGCGCCGCAGCGGCCCGGGUCUGCACCGCCCGCGGGAGGCACGCGCGCCGGGCCGCACCCCUGCCCAGCAUGUCUGCGCUCGAGUGGUACGCCCACAAGUCCCUGGGCGAUGGCAUCUUCUGGAUCCAGGAACGCUUCUACGAGUCGGGCAACCGCGCCAACAUCUGGCUGGUGCGCGGGUCCGAGCAGGACGUGGUGAUCGACACGGGCCUGGGGCUGCGCAGCCUCCCCGAGUACCUGUACUCCUCCGGCCUGCUGCAGGACCGCGGGGCCAAGGAGGACGCGCCGCGCCGGCCGCUGCUGGCGGUGGCCACCCACGUGCACUUCGACCACUCGGGGGGGCUCUACCAGUUCGACCAGGUGGCGGUGCACCACGCCGAGGCCGAAGCCCUGGCUCGCGGGGACAACUUUGAGACGGUGACCUGGCUGUCGGACAGCGAGGUGGUGCGGGCGCCCAGCCCCGGCUGGAGGGCCAGGCAGUUCCGCGUGCAGGCGGUGCAGCCCACCCUGGUCCUGCAGGACGGUGACGUGCUUAACCUUGGCGACAGACAGCUCACAGUCAUGCACAUGCCAGGGCACUCCAGGGGCAGCAUCUGCUUGCAUGACAAAGACCGGAAGGUUCUCUUCAGUGGGGAUGUGGUCUACGAUGGCUCACUGAUUGACUGGCUCCCGUACAGCAGGAUAAGCGACUAUGUGGGCACUUGUGAACGUCUGAUAGAGUUAGUGGACAGAGGCCUGGUUGAGAAAGUGCUUCCCGGCCACUUCAAUACCUUCGGUGCAGAAAGGCUUUUUCGGUUGGCUUCUAACUAUAUCUCAAAAGCUGGCAUAUGUCACAAAGUGUCUACUUUUGCCAUGCGAUCCCUUGCGAGUUUAGCUCUCCGUGUAACAAAUUCUAGGACCUCACCCUAGGGUCUACACUGGUACUGUGUUUUGAUUAACUAUGUAAGUUAACCCAGUUCAUUUUGUGCUGUUUAAAAUGGUUAACAUGAAGAUUUCAAGAAGUGCUUUUAUAGCACUAUUGUGUGUUGGAGAAAAAAAAUUGAGAAUGAUAAGCCAGAAAAGGAAAGUCUUAGUUUUUUUCUUUCUUUCAAGUAAGAAACCAUUUAAAUAAGCUUAUCAUUUGCCAAAGGUGUCAUUUUGUAUUAUUUGCUCUAAAAAUGCCAUAAGAAUACAUAGAAAAGCAAAAAGGCAUUUUAUAGCAGGAGAAAGAAUUUUCCUUGCCUGCUUUCCUCAUUUCCUAGAUCACCUAGGAAGAAACACGUAUAGAGUUUAAUGCUUGUGCUCUAAACUUGGUUUUUUAUUUUAUUAUUUAAAGAUAAAGUUCCUUGGGUUUAAGACACACAUUAGAAACUCAAUACUAACAGAUUAACACUUAGAAUGACAGGUAAAACAUCCUAUGGUAUGGUUCUAGCUCUUUAAUGCUUCCUUUCAUUAAUUUAUUAUUUGUGUAAUAUAGCGUACAUAUAUACUGUGUAAUUUAACUCAUGAAAAGUAUAAUAAAUUUUGUUUUAUUGCAAAGCUUUAAAUAUAAAUUGCAGAAUGCUUUAGUAAAAAACUACUAUAUAUUGUUGUCUGUUAUUCUGUAAGUAAUAUUUUCAAUGCUAAAGGCAGAAUUCAAAUAUAUGUAAUCUAACUGCAAAUUGUCAGAUUUCUCAAAAGGACACUGUCAGGCAAAUUUGAAAAUAUACACAUUGAGAAUAAUUUUUUAUUAUAUCCUAUUUUAAUAUUAACAGCUACUAUAAACAAAAUUUCUCUUGUUAAAUAGCAAUUUCAGUAUUGUGUCAUGUUUUACAGAUGUAUAGAGGUCUAUGACAUCUUGAUAUAAACCAUUCUUUUACUUAACAUAUAUAUGUAUCACAAAAGGAUUUUCAAAUUAAUUGCAAUGCGUGCAUUAAAUAUUGACCUAGAGUGAAUUGCCUUUCUUAUCCUGAUUCACAACACCUCUUCCUGUUCAGUAUUCUUUGUCUUAAAUGAAAACAAGUCUACAUUCAUAAAAUCAUAGGAAAAGUUAAAUUACUAUUUAGUAGAAUGUUUUGGGUUGGUGCUCUUGAUAAUAAUUUAUUUAAAAUCCUUUUUGGAGUAUUUCAUAAAGGUUUUUUAAACAGUUUUUCACUACUUUUCUAUUAUUGACAUGUCUAAAACCAAAUGAUGUAGCUUUGGAAAUUAGAUCUUUCAGUAUUAGGAAGGUCCAAGAAUUUUGAUUUCUGUCAAAUUAUGUAACUUUUUCUACCCUGCAGACACCUAGAUUCUUUAGGCUUUUAAAAUUCAUUUAGUGCACACACAUACACCCCACACACAUAUACUCAUAGCCACAUACAUACAUGCACAGCACUGCGAUAAACACUGUGGAAACUUCAAAAGUCAGAGACAUUGUAGCUGGAAGUUGAAGGCACAUAAAAUGUGAAUGGUUAUAUAUGCAAAUAGAAUUUAAUAUAAAAAUGCAUGAGUGUAAGGUGCAUAAAGGGACAGGUGUGAAGUCUGGUUAGGGAAAAUAUUCUGGAGGAGCUUUUAAGUCAGAAAUAGAAGAAUGAUUUGUUCAGUAUCAGGGCAGGAAACAGAAAGACCCAAGGAUAGGGAAGUAAGAAUUACUGUAGAGAGUAGUUUAUUCCUUGUGACAAUAUAAAUUUAAAUUUUAAGAAUCCCAGUUGUUCCAAGCACCAUGUAUUCAGCAUGAGAAAGAGUGGUUUGUGAUUGUGUAUAUGUCAUCCUUAAUGACAGAUGUGCUGAACUGCCACAUGCCACCAAGUGAACCUUUACUGAGAGUCAGAAAGGAGGUUAUGAUUGGUUCCAAUACAGAAUCCCAUGAGAGUUCUCGGGGGUGGUCACUCAAAGCAGUUGGUCAGUUUCAGCUGAUAGUGCAACAUCCGGAAUAUAGAUUUGGUUCAGGGCAAUUACAAUCACUUAAGGAGCCUUAAAUAUAGCCAUUAUUUUUAUAUCAGUAGCACAAAAGAAAACCAAAAGUCCUUAACCACUGACCAUUUUAUCAUACUUUAGGAAUUUUUUUAAAAUCAGGGUAUAGUAGGCAUUAAGUUUUAUUAGAAAUAUUGACUCCUGCUGAAGGAUUUCCUUAUUUGUUAGAAGUGCAAUUUUUUUAGAACACAUUUACAUUAUUUUUAAUUACCCAUAUUUUUUCAGUUUUUCAAAUUAUAAUCCAACAUAAGACUGUGAUAUUUUGCUGUUGCCACAAUGUGAAUAAAAUGAGAAUAGAUUGGGGGAAGGAUAUCAUUCAUUGAGUACUCACAUUGUACAUUUUGAAUAUGCAUUAUUUAAUUUAGUCCUUGUCCCAGCACCAAGAGAUAAUAAACCAGCCUCACACAACAGGACUAGGAACACAGCUGGUAACUGAACACAAGUCGUCUGUUUGCCCCUAAACUGUGUUCUUUCUCUUAGACCUACACAACAUUAAAAUUGGCCAAGUGUAUUUUUACUUUCCCAAAUGCCACAUGUGCCAAGAAUAAAUCAAAUGAUGCUAAAGCAUAGUAACAUAUUUAAAAAUAACUUUUAAAUAUAUAUUUUCACCCUGACAGUGACCCUUGUUAUAAUUUAUGAUUUUUGGAAAUAUUAGUAUGUAAGUAUAGUUCAGAGUUGUCAAAAUGUAAGACAUUUAGGAAUAACUUAUUUAUAUGGUUAAUAAUCUUUGGACAUUCAUUUUCCUUACGUGAUGUCUCCUUUUAACUGAGAAGCUUAAAACCUUGUGUGUUAUCCUGAUGUAGUUGAAUAAAUGUGUAUUUGUUAUGUGGAUAGUAAUAUGAAUGUGACAUGCACAAAUUGUCCCCUUAUAAUUUCAAGUACGUAUAAACAUUGUGUGAUAAAUAUUAAAGUGGAUGUUAUUUCAAUCUUUAAUUUGUACUUUCUGUAAUAGCAGAUUUCCAUUCCUUAUAAGGAUAUUUUCUGUGUGAGAUGCAGUUUGAAGUGUUCAUAACAGUAAAUGUCAAAUCUGUGGGAAAGAAUAUAGAACUCAGAAAACACCUAAUCUAUGAGUACUUCAUAAAUAAAUUAUUUCAAAUCAGUGGA
Messenger RNA from Chinchilla lanigera (long-tailed chinchilla), 4022 nucleotides. It is a transcript of the gene Mblac2, whose product is annotated as metallo-beta-lactamase domain containing 2. The record is from RefSeq and is a predicted model, not a curated record. Lineage: Eukaryota; Metazoa; Chordata; Mammalia; Rodentia; Chinchillidae.